Molecule: messenger RNA, 4565 nt
Organism: Aricia agestis (brown argus)
Lineage: Eukaryota; Metazoa; Arthropoda; Insecta; Lepidoptera; Lycaenidae
Exons: 3
Coding region: 108-605 (165 amino acids)
Source: RefSeq, a predicted model, not a curated record
CAUCACGCACGCAAACUCGAGUAAAGUAACCAACUUCACUCAAUAAAUGUUCGAUCUCUUUUCAUCUACGUCGAGGCUUGUACAUUUUGAGGAUUACGCUUUUCGACAUGGCUUUAACCGUUGCACUACCUCUUGCUGGAUUGGAAACAGAAAAUUACAACUCGUACAGGCAUAUCAUAGACAUAGCGGGCCUGUCUAAGUCGCAGACGAGCCCGAGUCCAUCUGUCUCUAGUGAAUCCAGCGGGAUCGGCUCUCUGAGCUCAUUGAAAUCGGAAUCGGUCGGCGAUUCUCUGCCGUCAAGUCCUCAAACCACAGAGAAGAAAAUAUUCGAACCCGUGGUGCAACCUCAGCCACGUCCGAAGGAAAACAAAGUUGAUGAUAUUAAAAUCGCUUAUGGCGGACGUGAUAUUCUUAACUUGAUGGGUAAUCUGACGGAUCCUCGAUGGAACUACCGCGCCACGUUGCUGCCGCCGUCCAACCCGGCGCUAUUCUUCGCGAACCGCUCACAGUACCACAGGCUGGGCCCGCACGGCACCUGCACGCAGUACGUAAAAGACACUUGCCAGAUGUGCGGCUUUACAUGGGUUGUGUCUGUCACGGAUUGACGAGACAACUCCGCCAUGUAAACUCUGAACAAACGAAAUCGAAUGUGGUAUAGCUGGGACACAACAGGGUUGCAUACUUUAAUACUUUUGUCACAUAAUGGUUGUACCGUUAAACUCUCUAACCGAUGAUUUAAGUUCAUGAAUUUCCUAAUUAAGUUUUGUUGUACAAUAAUUCUACGAGCCGUAUACAGAUUGAAGAUUAUAAUUUUUGAAGAUUGUACUAUUGAAAUGUUCUGAAUUGAACUUAAGUCAACGGUUUUGUGGCAUUUUCCUAAUAAUUUAGUUAUGGACGUGUUGAUCUGUUGUGGCCCCUUUAUACUAAUGACUGUGGAAUAUGCCAACUAGUAUAUCAUCCAGCAUUCUCAUAGAAUAAAUUUUAAAUGUGACUUAAUACUGUGAUCUUAAUUUAAAACAAGGCAAUUUUUGACGAGUUCUAUGAAAUGCUCGAUGAUGGUAAUUUGUUUUAACUUAUUUAAUUGUGUGAUAAUCUAAAGUAAGGUGCAAUAAUAAUUUAAAUGCUACAGUCUUAAUAGACAUACAAAAUUGGCAUUUAUAUUUCCAAAAAUUAGUUGUGCUAACAAAAUUCUCCAGUCCUUAUUGACUCUGAAGCUCCUAAAUAAUCUUGCUUCAUUAAGGUUCCUUAAUUUAUUGUUAAUUUAUAUCCAAAGAUACAAAUAUCUUUAAUUCUGAUUUUCUAUUAUUAAUUUUGUAUAAUAUAUUGCCUUUCACAUCAAUGAACAAAAACCAUGAAGUCUUUCCUAAUUUGUUUCUGAUCUUUGUCUGAUAUUAUUAUUAUUUGAAAAUUUUAUAUAUGUUAAUGUGUUUACCCACCCGUUUAAUUUAAUUGUUAAAAUAAUAAUUACAGUUAUGUUGUAGUGCUAAGUUAUAAAUUUUAAGUAAUAUUCCACAGUCAUAUUUCAGCAUAAUCUGUCACUGUUAAACCAAAAGGCUGCUUCUCGUUUUUUUUUCAAAUACAAUAUUGACGAGGUGGCAUCAAUAUAAAGCCAAUUUUAGGUUAUAUUUAUAAGGUCUAAUUAUGAUGAUUGUUGGAUGUACCGUCCGAGCGUUACAUAAUAAUAGUGAUGACAUAAUAUUGAUUAGAAAAUACAACACAACUCUGUUUCCUUCCUAUUCAGUGUAAAAAGCUUGAUAACUCAUUUAUUAAUAUGACACGCCCAUAGAGAACAUAGUUGUAAUGGGUGAUCAGUGCAUAUCAUCACAAAUUAAUGCAGUGAUUAGAUGUUGUAAGAUAUUAGUAGUGGUUACAGACGGUUUUAAAUAUUCAAGUCAUUGAUGUGCCCAGGUACUGGGUUUUCUAGUGAAAUUAUAGUAAGUGUCGUUAACAGACUGGGCAAUAUCUCUAUCUAAAUACAUAUUUAAAUUGUAAUAUCCGUGGUCUCUUAAUUUUAGUCAAAUAUUUAAUAUAAUAGUACGAGUCUCUUUGAAUUAUGUGUAAGUAAUGUGUAACAUAAUAUAAACUGUAAUGUGUAACUAACGAUACUGUCCUACUGUGCAACUUUAGUUCUGCUAUCUUGUGAUCAGCUUUAAUUGAAACUGGAGUAUUGUACACUAAUGUUGACAUUAUAUUUUCCACAAAGUUAUUUUUUAUAAAAAAAAUGUUGAUAUGUGACAAUACCGUUUGUACUUUUUCAAAGUUGGUUUAUAUAAUUAUGAAAUUGGCUUCAGAGUUUGGCAAUUUUCUGGAAGGGACCAACAUCCAAAUGUUACUUAAUUUAAAUUUUUAUAAAUUCCAGUAGCGAGUCCACAAUCACAGUUGUUAUGUUACUUGCAUUUUAUGAUUUAUGUCAGUCAUCACUAUGAUUAGUUUGCCUACAAUUAAAAAGGGCUAUGAACAUAAGUCACGUAACAAAUAGGAGUUAUGAUAUAAUACAAAAUUUAUUUAUAUAAUUAUGGUUCAGUGGGUUCCGACUGAACAUAUAGCAUGGAUCUCAGAAUGCAGCUUGCUGAUACUUACGCCUAACAGUUGUCUCUGAAUGCAUUUCUAACCGUGCUAAGGCCUAAGGACAUUAGAGGUGCAUUCGCCCGGUGUGCUAUAUUCUCAGUCACACGCACUCACAAAUGGUUGUUAUGGUUAUUUAAAUCAAAUGUUGCAUUCAGAUUAAUCAUAAGUUAUUUUAAUUAUGACAAGUAUCGAUCGAAUGUAGUUCAAAGAAAAGUAUUUGGAGCGAAACGCACAGUUUUAAAUAGUAGCUCUUGUUGUGAAUGUCUUAAGUUUAGUAUAUGAGUCCCUUAAGGCCCGCGUAUACAAGACCUGCGCCGGUCUGCCCGAGCCCUACCACAACCGAGAGGCCAAGGUUCGAUGCAAUAUUUGCAUUCCAAUUUUGUGUUUAAGUUAGCAGCCAGACGAGUAGUAGUCGUUGAUUAUUUUAAUCCACAUUGCCAAAUAUUUUGGUUGUUGUGCUAUUUAUUUAAUUGAAUGAAAUUUUUCUAAUAUAUCAAUUAGUACCUUCCAUUGCUAAGUGUCUUCGAAUGAUUUUUAAUAAUGUUUAAAUCAUUUUCAAUUGAAUGCAUUUUAUUUUUAGUCAAAUCAUAUAAUCGAUAUUAUACAUGAUAUGUUGUAUUUUAUCUAAUUGUUCAUUCAUAUUUAUAAUAAAUAUUUUUUCUCAUGAACUGUAGUCAAAUGACAGUAUUUUUAUAACGAAAAUUGUAUAGGUACGAAGGGUUUAUUGCCUCGACUGUGCGGGGGCCAGUGGACCACUGCCCCCUCAUACGGCAGGGGUCAGGGGGGGCAGGCCGGCCCCCGCGCGUCCAGUGUGUAUUAUGUAUAUCUGAUAAGCAUUAUGUAGGUUUAGCAUAAUAGAUUAACUCGGAGACACGACUCCAAGUACCAAAACUUAUUGGUUUAAUGUUCUUGUAUUAUGGUGAUAUAGUGUGUCCUAGCGGCACUGAGCUCAAUAUUUUAGUAACCCUUAAGAAAAUUAAUACCUCUUUUGAAAAGAAUUAUAAUAUUUAUUAUAUAAUAUAUUCAAUCCUUAAUCGCAUAUGUAUUUCCCUGUUUAUUUUGAUGUGAUAUCAUAAAUGACUGAUCUGAAUUUAGUUUUUAAGUUGGUUAUUGAUAUGCAGUGCUAUUUCGUGAGUAAUUAAGAUUUAAUAUUGAAAGUGCCAAUGCUCGUAAUUUAAUCUAUGACUGUUCCUUUUAUGUAGCUAUUGUGACGGCCCGACUGCGUCGAGCGCCUGCCCAUGCACCUAUAUAGAGUCUGUAGCGACCAUCGUCCGUAAUAUUCUGUUUUUGUGUCGGUUGUUGUUUCAGACGAAUUCACUCGAUGUGCACAAUCUCAGUAACGCUUGCAAUAUUAUGUGUAAAUCAAAUCCUCAUUUUACAAUUUAAAUUCAACGUAAUGUUAAGAGUACAAUAUGAGAUGAUUUAAUAUCAUUCUAGUAUCAAAAUUAACCGAAGAUAAUAUUAUUAGUUAGGUAAAAUUUUAACAUAGCUUCGUAUAAUUGGGAUGUUAGUAUUUAGUAGUUGUGUAAUUACGACGUAGUGGCAAGCAUGUCUCGUGCGUGAAGUGAAAUAAUGUUAGUGGCAAUAAUACUCGAUGUAAGUUCCCUGCCAAGAGACUGUACAGGGUCGCGCCGCCCCGUCCGCGCGUCAGUCGCCGCGAGUGUCGCGCCGCCGGUCGCGCGACGGCGGGUCGGCGCACACUACUGAGCGAUAACAUUAGGCGUUUUAUUUGUUGUAAUUAUAAUAAUAGCUGUAGGUAUUUUAUCGUACUUAAAUAAUUAUUCUUGCGAUGCCUUAAUUCUGGUUGUCAAUUAGACAUGUCUGCCUAGAGUGUUAUCAUUGUUUUUAUUUAUUUUAGUUUCUUGCUGUUCCGGCUUCCUCCGUGAACUUCCAGUCCAGGCUGUUCUUUUGAAAUAAUUUUGAAGUCGAUUUAUUUUUACCUAAGUGUUCUUAUUAAAUGUUACCAAAAUGUUUUUAAUAAAAUAUUUUUAUAUGUA